UAUGCGUUAUAUACUAUUGUACACAUAUUUAAUGCUUGUUUUGCCUUAUUAUUUAUAAGAAGAUGAUAUUGGACAAAAAAUGAGCUUGUUAGCGCUGUGGAUUAAAACCUAUACGGGUAAAGACGGAAGAUUUCUUUCUGACACAAUCACUGAAGAUUUUGUGGAUGAUGUUAAAGCUAAGGUUGAAGAGCUGAGGAUGAUGCACCCUAAGAUGUUUGAACAAGAGCUUGAAGAUGAAGCAUUUCAGCAAACUAUGUAUGGCAAUGAGAUUCCAGAUCGUCCUGUGGGUUACGGAUUAGGGGUUAAAGAGGGGGAAAUUUUCGGAGUACGUGGUGUGUUAAGGAAGGAAGGGUAUGGAAAAAUUCAAAAGAGGAAUAUUGUGAUGGAUAGUGUUAAAGAAUAAGUGAAUGCUUUACACAAAAAAAAUGAUACACUAUCUCAAGAAAAUGAAAAGCUGAAAGACCGGGUCGGCUACAAUAGUCUUCUUCUUAAAGCGCUUGUUGGACAAUUUUCUCAUAUUGUAGGUGCAGUUCGUCAAGGGAAUGCAUCUCCGGAUCUUUUAAACAAAGCAUCUGAAUUCUUAGGAAAGGCUAGCAUCAGAUUGGAAAAGGCAAUGUAGGUGCAA
This is a messenger RNA of Chenopodium quinoa (quinoa), 625 nucleotides long. RefSeq lists its product as uncharacterized. Bases 80 to 403 code for a protein of 107 amino acids. The record is from RefSeq and is a predicted model, not a curated record. NCBI's taxonomy places the organism in Eukaryota, Viridiplantae, Streptophyta, Magnoliopsida, Caryophyllales, Amaranthaceae. The transcript is spliced from 3 exons.